UGAGAGGACGUAUCUUGGAUUGGGAUGUCCUAAAGGCAGAAUUGUAGCUUGUGGGGCAACUCCAUUUGAAAUGAUUAUGCGGCUGUGAAGCUGCCAUACAUCAUGAAUCAUAUCUUAUCUCCUUCGAAUUUCGCAGCAGUACCAGUACAGGACCAUCAUCUUCAGUUAUUCUCUCGCAAGUCUCAACCAACACUCAAUGUAUAAGUAUCUCUGCAUCAUCAUCUUUUUCUCCACCACCAAAACUAUCCACUUUCCUCCAUGGGUUACAGUAGUCUUCUCAAGCUCCAUUCUCAAAUCUUCAACCCCACACAGCUUUCACCACCUCCACUGCUUUACCGCCAUCCAGUUCUCAGCCAGUCCCUUCCAUUUACCCUGACCCAUCGCAACAAUGACCUCCAUCAUCUUUCCAUCACCCACUCUGUUCUUCCCAAGAAAAGAUCCAAACUUUGCUGUCUUCAAGUCCACUCUUCACUUCCUUCAUCCUCCAACCCACCAGCCUCCAGAGAAGAAGCAAUCCUCCAAGCCCAAACCUGCCUCUCCAAAACCUUAGAGAAGCCCCUCAACAACCCCAAGCUCGUUGGCAGGAUCAAGAAGCUCAAGCAGCCAAGGUUCCAAGUUGAAAUCCCCGUGGUUGAUGAUUCCCCAGCUUCCCUCUCUCAGCUAGCUCUUGAAAUCUUCAAGGACUUGCCCAUCAAAAGAAAAGGCUCCCCAGUCAAGACUCUGAUCCUCUGGCCCAACCCUGCACUCAGAGAUGCUGCAAUUGAAGCAUUCCAGUUGUAUGCUUCACCAUCAUCGUCAGCCAAUGUGGAACACGUCGACAUGUCUUCCUAUGACAACAUCAGGAGAUCAAUAUCUGGUGCUGACGUGGCAGUGUUUCUUUCUCCAGAGAGUUCCCAGCUAGUGGAUGUGAAAAGGGUUGCAGACGGUAUGUAUCCAAACCCAGUUGUGAUUCUGAACCCAAGAUGGGGACUUGAAGAAGAAGGGGGUGAGCGUGAUGGUGAUUUUGGAGAAGAGCUGAGUGGCUUUGUGGGUUCCUUUGAGGUCAUCUAUUCUUUCAUGGGGCUGGAGGUUCAAGGAGUUUUGAGCAAGAGGAAAGGAGUGAUCUUUAAGUGUGUGAGGGAUGGAAUUGUGAGUGGGGAGAAGUGGAGUGUUCUUGUUGAAGAAGAAGGAGGUGAGAUGAAGGUUAUUUCUCAAUUCAAGGCGAGGCCUUCCAUAGGUGAAGUUGAGAUUGUUUUGUACAACUUGAUGGCUAUCAAUUCUCCCAUCACCAAGUCUGCCAAGUUUCUCAAAGAUUUGGUCUCCAAUGUAACUGGAAGAAAGUGAAUGGACCGAAUCAAUGGAUUCCUUCCCUUCAUUUGAUAACUGAAAAUAAACAGACUGCAGGAAGAAGUGGCGAAAUAACAAGAAGUUUCUCUUUUGUAUGAUUGAUUCUCUGUUAAAUUCCUUUCCUUUCUUGAAUCCAAAAAAACUUAUUUCUGUUUACUAAUCUCCUAAGUGGCAUGAAUUACAAAGGAAGGAAAGAACAAAUUUUGCGGGAGAAGACCAUAAGAAAGGAAAUGAAAGAAAAAGUAUGGGGGAAAGAUGGGAAAAUAUAUUACAAUAUGAACU
This is a messenger RNA of Linum trigynum, 1608 nucleotides long. Lineage: Eukaryota; Viridiplantae; Streptophyta; Magnoliopsida; Malpighiales; Linaceae. The record is from the annotation of a GenBank genome assembly.